GGGUGGAUGGAGGCCUCGGCCCCCUGCCGAGCGCGGCGGGGCUGGCGGCGGUCCCGGGCCGCGGGCUUCCCGCUCUCCCGGGCCGCGGUGGUCCUGGUGUUCUCCGCGCUGGUGCUGCGGGCGCCCCCGUCAGUGGGAUAUUUGGCUCAAUUACCAAGAGGUAUUCACUUGACCCAAGAUUCAAUGAAAAUAGUGGGAUCACCAAAUUUUCCAGUGAAAGUAUAUGUUAUGCUCCAUCAAAAGAGUCCACACAUGUUAUGUGUAACCCAACAACUGCGGAAUUCUGAACUCAUAGACCCAUCAUUCCAGUGGCAUGGGCCGAAAGGAAGAAUCAUUUCAGGAAACAGCACUGCACAAGUGACCUCCACAGGAAGCCUUGUAUUCCAGAACUUCAAGGAGAGCAUGAGUGGGGUUUACACGUGUUUUCUGGAGUAUAAACCUACUGUGGAAGAAGUCGUUAAAAAUCUCCAACUGAAAUAUGUUGUAUAUGCUUAUCGUGAGCCACAUUAUUAUUACCAGUUCACAGCUCGAUAUCAUGCAGCUCCCUGCAAUACUAUCUAUAAUGUUUCUUUUGAGAAGAAACUUCUUGAGAUUUUAAGCAAAUUGGUUCUUGACCUUUCAUGUCAAGUUUUCUUACUGAAGUCUGAAUGCCAUCAUGUUAAAAUGCAAAGAGCUGGUUUGCAAAAUGAAUUGUUUUUUACAUUUUCAGUUUCAUCUCUAGACACUGAAAAAGGACGCAAACCAUGUGCAGACCAUAGUUGUGAAUCUUCCAAAAGACUAUCUAAGGCUAAAAUUCUCAUAGAGAGAUUUUUUAAUCAACAAGUGGAAGUUCUGGGCAGACGUGCAGAGCCGUUGCCUGAGAUAUACUACAUUGAGGGUACUCUCCAAAUGGUUUGGAUUAAUCGCUGCUUCCCAGGGUAUGGAGUGAAUACCCUGAAACACCCAAAAUGUCCUGAGUGCUGUGUGAUCUGCAGCCCUGGAUCUUAUAACUCCCAUGAUGGAAUUCACUGCCUUCAGUGCAAUAGCAGCUUGGUGUUUGGAGCAAAAGCAUGUUUAUAGGCCAUUAUUUUGAGCUCUUCGGUGGUUUGUUAAACACAAAAGUAUAUUUUUGAAAUAUUACUAUAUAAUAAAUCACUAUUAUGCCAAAAUUAAAUAUAUUAGAUAUUACCAA
Molecule: messenger RNA, 1171 nt
Organism: Aethalodelphis obliquidens (Pacific white-sided dolphin)
Lineage: Eukaryota; Metazoa; Chordata; Mammalia; Artiodactyla; Delphinidae
Gene: ZPBP
Product: zona pellucida binding protein
Exons: 8
Coding region: 7-1059 (350 amino acids)
Biological process (GO): acrosome assembly; binding of sperm to zona pellucida
Cellular component (GO): zona pellucida receptor complex; acrosomal vesicle; extracellular region
Source: RefSeq, a predicted model, not a curated record